GGACUGGCACGAUAAGACGUCUGGGAAAGAAAUUUACUUUAUCUGGAAAUGCAGCAGCGGGUUUCGCGAUGCUUUCAAUGAUUGCACGAAGAAAGGGCAGACUGUGAGCGACGUGAAUACGAGCAAAUAAAAGGAAGGUGAACGGGAUAGAAAAAGAACAAAACAACUUGCUGCAGAUUGCUUUUGUAACCACAGCCCACUGCUGCCCUCUUCUGUUGAUUUGUUUAAGCUUUUCGUAAACAUCAAAAUACAAUUACGCAGGUAGGAUAUUUCGAAAUCAAACAGUAAUCUGUUAGGAUUCUGUCACUUUUGUUGUCAAAGUACUCUCAAAUUAAUAUCAAGAAAAUUUACCAGGAGGAACCAGGCAUAUUUGCGCCAAGUGAUAUACCAGCUCAAGCAUGAGCAGUGUCCAGUGCCGCAUAGUUACAGCGGGAAAGCUUGUAACCAGAAGUUGUCGUGUAAAUCAUGGUUCAAUCUGUUUGACCCAGCAUCGAUCGGCCUCCCAAGCAGCAGCAAGUGUUUCCGCUGCCUUAAAUGUUUCAAAUGCAUCAAUCCUUCGCAGUGCCCCUUGCUCCCCUGUCCGCUGUGUUACCACUGGAUUGAGUUCAACUCGUCUGGAACACAGCAGUGCUGGGCCAGGAGAUGGGUCCAAGAAACCAUCGGGUAGUGGCAAUAGCUCAAACUCAGCCACAACUACAUCAUCAUCAUCGAGCAGUGGCAAAGAUGGUGGUAACCAGCUGUGUUGUCCUAAGUGUGGAGAUCCAUGCACACAUGUGGAAACAUUUGUGUCUUCAACCAGAUUUGUGAAGUGUGAGAAAUGUCACCAUUUCUUUGUAGUUCUAUCAGAACUGGAUUCAAAAAAGACAUUGAAGGAGCAGCAAGGAAUGCGAGAGGACACAAAAACAGGUGUUUCAAGGAAGCCCCCUCCUCCUCCCAAAAAGAUAUUUGCCUAUUUAGACAAGCAUGUUGUUGGUCAGGAACACGCUAAAAAAGUUUUAAGUGUUGCUGUAUACAAUCAUUAUAAAAGAAUUUACAACAACAUUCCUGUUGGGAGUCAGCGCAGUGAUGCUGCUGCUUUGGAACAGUCUCCACAUCAAAAUUCUAUGAACCACAGAGACCUGCUUCAUAUAAGUGGUGUUGGCUCAUCCUCUUUUGGUAUGGGCUUCCAGCAGCAGCCUCCUCCCCAAGAGUCUGAGCCAAAGAAAAGUCAAAAUUCAAGCGCAAAUAGUGGAUCUGAUAUAUUGGACAGUAAUUCUCAUGACCUGCGUUUGGAGAAAAGCAACAUUUUGUUGCUUGGUCCCACUGGAUCAGGAAAAACACUCUUGGCCCAGACAAUUGCACAGUGCUUGGAUGUUCCCUUUGCAAUUUGUGACUGCACAACACUUACUCAAGCUGGAUAUGUAGGAGAAGAUAUUGAAAGUGUUAUUGCCAAAUUACUUCAGGAUGCUAACUACAGUGUUGAACGAGCUCAAAUGGGCAUAGUGUUCCUGGACGAGGUAGACAAAAUUGGAGCUGUCCCUGGUAUUCAUCAGCUACGAGAUGUUGGUGGUGAAGGUGUUCAGCAGGGUAUGCUGAAGAUGUUGGAAGGAACUAUUGUGAAUGUACCCGAAAGGAAUUCCCCUCGUAAACUGAGAGGAGAAACCGUUCAAGUUGAUACAACUAAUAUUCUAUUUGUAGCAUCAGGAGCAUACAAUGGUCUUGAUAGGUUGAUUAGCCGCAGGAAGAAUGAAAAAUAUUUGGGCUUUGGUAUCCCUGCAACCGAAUCACCUGGGAGGAGAGCUGCUUCCCUGGCUGAUGUUGCAAAUCAAAGUGCUGCUACAUCUGCUGAGGAGGAUAACCAAGAGAGAGAUGCGUACCUGAGACAAGUAGAAGCCCGCGACUUGAUUGAGUUUGGCAUGAUUCCAGAAUUUGUCGGUCGUUUCCCUGUAUUAGUGGCUUUCCAUUCUCUAAGCCAACAAUUACUCGUCCGUAUAUUGACUGAACCUCGAAAUGCUAUGGUUCCCCAGUAUCAGAUGCUCUUUGGCAUGGACAAGGUCGAUUUGACUUUCACACCAGAUGCACUCAAAGCCAUCGCCAAACUUGCUAUGGAGCGUAAGACAGGAGCGCGAGGGUUGCGAGCUAUCAUGGAAACCCUUCUUCUUGAACCAAUGUUCGAAAUUCCUGGAUCUGAUGUUAUCAGUGUGCAUAUAACAGAAGAUGUGGUUUUCGGCAAGAGUGAGCCGAUGUAUAUCAGGGGCAAACCAGUAUCUCAGGAUGACGAGGAGCGAGAUGUGGAUGUGCAGGCUCAGGCUCGAGCUGAGGCCAAAUAACCCACCCAUCUGUGUCUGUGUCUGCCUAUUAUGCAGGAGUCGAGUGGUGUUCCAGGGGAGCGCUCCUUUGGAGUCACCUCCACUUCUUCGUGCAGCAAGCGCGUUUGAAGCCGAUGGGUGAGACACAAGGUGUUAGGGUGAGGUGCCUUGACUUCGUCUCUAAAUUGUGGGUUUUCCUCUGUGAUAUGUGUAGCAUGAAUACAGGCAAUGGUUCCUUUAGCUUACAUUAACCCUCUAGGGUUGCUGACAUCUAUGGAAAGGAAAGCUUUCUGUCAGUUCAAUUAUGCAAAUAGGUAUCAUAAUAUGGAAUUAAUGACUACAGUUUUUAAAAAUGAAAUACAGGAUAUACUUAAGUGUGAGGCGGCUACUAUGGCUUGAUCUCUAGUGCAAUUAGAAUAAUCUUUUCCUACUUAGCAUCAAGGCUUAUAUUGUUUGUUAGAAGAUGUGUGCAUAAAAUUUGUAUUUGUGUUGGGGACAUGAGCAUCAGGAGAGGAUACAAAAAGGAAGAUACCGGUACCUUAAUCAUGUUCCCCUCAAAAACUAACAGUUACUGGCAAAUCAGUCCAGUAUGUAUAUUCUUCCUAUCCUUUCCUUUUUUUCUUUGUAUAAUAGGAAGCAAUUGUUUUGUUUGACUAUUAUUUAAUAAGUUUUACUAAUCAUUAAACUUUGGAGAAAGACUUAUGUUAAACAUGCUAAGGGUACAGGAAGUUCGUGCAUGCUUCAGUUGUGGUGAUGGAGUAUAUCUAAGUGGUAAAUAAUAAUAAACCACAAUAAUUAUUUGUUAGAGAUGGGAUGCAAUUAAUGUCAACCUUUUUUUUCCUCCUUGGGACAAACUGUCACCCUGUUUGGAAAUACUUGACCUUUUUAUUUGAUCAGACUUUGAAACAUUUUUAUUAGCUACACCCAGUUUUGACAUUUAAUAAGUAGACAGCCUGUCAAUUGGGCCCUUAAAAGUGCAAAAACUUUGUAUCUUUAUCAUGUUUUGACAUUUCUGAUGUAAAGUCAAGAACAAUGAAUUGUUAUAUUCUAUCUUUCUACUAGGACAAAAAAUUAUGAUGGUGGAGAAAAUAAACUUUGAACUCAAAUACACUGAAAAUUGUAUGAACUAA
Molecule: messenger RNA, 3418 nt
Organism: Thrips palmi
Lineage: Eukaryota; Metazoa; Arthropoda; Insecta; Thysanoptera; Thripidae
Gene: ClpX
Product: ATP-dependent Clp protease ATP-binding subunit clpX-like, mitochondrial
Exons: 14
Coding region: 399-2309 (636 amino acids)
Biological process (GO): proteolysis; protein catabolic process
Cellular component (GO): mitochondrial matrix
Molecular function (GO): zinc ion binding; protein dimerization activity; ATP binding
Source: RefSeq, a predicted model, not a curated record